UGUUUGUUCAAACUCGUCCAGCGACAAACCACGCAGGUUUCUAUUUUAUUUCUGAAAAAAGAAACAAUUAAAAUACCACACAAGAGAGCAGACAACGAUAAAAGAAACAGUUCGUGUGCGGGUUCACUGUUUCUUUAGUAAUACUGUAGCUGUAGUCGGUCAGUGGGUGGAACCGGCUUCAACAAGGUUUCGUUCGCCAACCACCCAAAACAUCAGCGAUUUGAAGCUUACCCUAUAUUUGGGAUAAUUAACGCCCAAAAAGCGUAUCUCAACCUUUUUUUGAAUGAAAGAAGUGUUUGAGAGUAAAAUUGAGUCAAUUGGAGGAAAGACUCUUGGCUUUGUGGGCAAGAAUUUAAACUCCUUAGAAGGAAUGCAAAAGAACGAAGUACAGAAUGAAGUUCCGGAAAAAGGGUCCAAAAAGCAUGUUCAGGCUUAUGCGAAAUUAGAAUUCGACAACUUUUCCUUCUUUGUACAGUCAUUACAGGUCACAAUUGGAAGAAAAGCCAAAUCUUCGAGUCAUUGUGACCUGUAUAUAGACGACACGAAGGCUAUUUCCCGUGAACAUGCAAAGAUAUUUUAUAACUUUUCUACACGGCGAUUUGAAUUUGUCAUACUAGGUAAAAAUGGAGCCUUUGUUAACGGCGAGUUUUUUGAAAAAGGUCGGACUGUGCCGCUGACAAACGGCGCUCGAAUACAGAUUGGACGAGUGCCGUUUUCUUUCUUACUGCCACAAGCACCAAGCAAGGUCUCGCCUGUUCAACGUCCCGCAACUCUGUCUAAUGGGGGCGUUGCUGGAACGACCCAAAAUGAAAAAAAGGAACCAGGUCUGCUCCGCCGGUUAGUGGUUCCGCCGUCGAAGGAGCACUUCAACGAGUCAAACCCACUUGCUCAAGCUUCAACAGCAAGUGGUAAUCUGACUCCCCUCUCUAUUGCGCCCGAGCAGCUGCGUCAUAAAGAACCGUCAUCGCAAAACCUUCCGCCUGUAGCUGACGCUAUUAAACAUAGUGAAAUAGCUACAAGUACAGCUCCCGUCUCCUCUAUUCCAUCGACCGCAUCCUCUUCCCUUUCUCCUUCGUUGUCGAAAACCCCUCUCUCCGCAAACCAGAAUUCAAUCACAGCCGUAAAGUUGGAGAAUACCGCGACUACAGUCGCUGCUUCCGGAGCUUCUCAAACAAUAAACACACCUGUACAAUAUAGUAACGGACAUCCGGGUCCUUCUCAGCAAAUUGGCGUAGCUGCACAUAAUGGCGCUAAUGCUGCGCUGUUUCAGUCGCAGUCUACGGCCAUUACAAAACCCAAUCUAUCGUAUGCGAGCCUAAUUGCCCGAACGCUGAUUGCGAACUCAAACCGGAAAAUGACACUAAAUGAUAUAUGCGAAUGGAUUUCUGAUCACUGGUUGUAUUACAAGCUACAGCCGCCGACUUGGCACAAUUCUAUUCGACACAAUUUAUCACUUAACAAAGCAUUUAUCCGAGUUCCAAGACAGCAAAAUGAGCCAGGAAAAGGGUCUUUCUGGAUGUUGGACCCUGCUUGCAUUCCUCAGUUUGAAGGAACGAAUGUUCGACGGACGAAACGGGCAACAACUCCUGCUUCCGUUUCUGCCCCUGUCGCACAUCGGGUUUCUCAUACAGCAGCAGCGGCAGUUAAGCAGGAGGAUGAAGCGCACGCGGCCUCAUCUCUUACUUCGGAAAAGUCAUCAGCAGCCGUUGGAGCGGCGACUCCUUCAGCUCGCAACUCGCCUGUUGCAACAACUUCAACAGCCAGUGCAAGGGUUUCUGCGGCUGCAGCACGUCGUAAUCUCCCUUAUUUGCGGCCGGACAUGCAGCCCAUCAUUCUUCGUGACGGCAAGUUUACGUUGAAUCCAGACUUUUUUAAAAAUGCCAAUGGGGAAAGCCAGAAACCAAAUCCACAGGCUUUGCAUGCCAUAGCGCUGCUGCAGCAGCACAUCACAAAACAGCUUGGGCCUGCUGCUGUAAAUAACCCACAACAUGCAAUUGCCAUCGCGAACGCGUUAGCCAUGACCUUGGCACAGCAGUUACAACAACAGCAACAGCGGCAGCAAUUUGAGCAGCAGCAGCAAUACGCGGCGAGCAAGCGUCGGCGGACAAGUAAAAGUAGUGCCUCAGGUGCCGGGACACCUGAAUCGUCGGCAUCGCCAUCCUUGUCAUCGCUGUUUACUGCACAGGUUCAUGCAGCGACGGCUAAUUCAACAGCAGCUACUUCCUCUGCAGCGGCAGCAACCGUAGCUCACGCACAACAUUACCACGCCCACCCGUCUACCGAUCCCCUGCCGCCAGGCCCGUUUUCAAAUCGAACGCAUGCUGCAGUUCCAUCCUCUUCUGUGGCCACGUCCCGUUUAUCGCCUGAUGCAGCAGCAACAGCUACUGCCUCUUCACCGACACCGGUCCUGACACCAUACGCCCGAGUCCAGCAAGCUGCUGGUACUGGUGCUGCUGCCCCCAUUACCGGUUCUGUUUCUUCCGUUCCUGCCGCCGCUCCCAACAUUUCCGCCUCUGCUGUCUCACCGGUUACUGAUUCAAUGCCAACGUCUCACGAACCUUCUCCUAACACUCAUUCUACGACUCCAGUUUCUUUACCUUCUUAUGUCUCGCCUAAUGCCGCCAGGUCUGCUGCACCUGACACCCGUCCUAAUGCCGAACCGUCCCCCCGCCAGCUCCGUUGAGUUUAACUACGUUCUCCCAAUCAACGACGCUACAUGACUAUUCCAAUUCGCAUGAAUUCAUGCGAUUCCAUCAUGUGCCUUCGCAGAACGCUGUGUGCCUUUUUCGAUACUCGCUAUAUGAAAUGCAUUUUCGAGCCUCGAGUAACGUAUCCCACUAUUGUGUGGGGCCGUGGACUAAUUUAAUGUUGUGGGGAAGCAGUGCGUGG
Messenger RNA from Schizosaccharomyces japonicus yFS275, 2889 nucleotides. Its product is annotated as fork head transcription factor Fhl1. Gene Ontology annotation, biological process: regulation of transcription by RNA polymerase II; regulation of DNA-templated transcription; positive regulation of ribosomal protein gene transcription by RNA polymerase II. Lineage: Eukaryota; Fungi; Ascomycota; Schizosaccharomycetes; Schizosaccharomycetales; Schizosaccharomycetaceae. Gene Ontology annotation, cellular component: nucleus. The transcript has a single exon. Gene Ontology annotation, molecular function: DNA binding; sequence-specific DNA binding; DNA-binding transcription factor activity. The coding region runs from base 284 to 2683 and encodes 799 amino acids. The record is from RefSeq and is a predicted model, not a curated record.